Molecule: messenger RNA, 1614 nt
Organism: Saccoglossus kowalevskii
Lineage: Eukaryota; Metazoa; Hemichordata; Enteropneusta; Harrimaniidae
Product: steroid 17-alpha-hydroxylase/17,20 lyase-like
Biological process (GO): hormone biosynthetic process; progesterone metabolic process
Molecular function (GO): iron ion binding; heme binding; steroid 17-alpha-monooxygenase activity
Source: RefSeq, a predicted model, not a curated record
AUGCUUACUUAUAUCCUGCAUAAUAUCUUUGAUAUUCUUAACACUCCAACUAAUGUUAUGUUACUGUUGUUGGUGUUUAUCAUAACAUAUGGAUUGUUUAGUUUACGCAAACCAUCUGGGUUUCCACCUGGACCAAUGGGAUACCCGUUCAUUGGCUCUAUGAUGGAUUUGGUGAACGAUCCCCACCUAACUCUAGUAAAUUAUGGUAAGAAAUAUGGAGAUGUAUUUACAAUGAAGAUUGGCAGUCAGCCUGUGAUUGUACUCAAUUCCCUAGAUGUUAUUACAGAAGCAUUAGUGAAGAAAAAGAAUGAUUUUGCUGGGAGACCAUAUUUUUAUUCAUUGUCAAGUCUGUUGGCAGAAGAGAGUCAAGACAUCUUAUUUGGUAACUUCAAUACUAAGUGGAAGUUGCAGCGAAAAAUAGGUCAUCAAGCCAUUAGAAAUUAUGCCAGUGGAGAAAAACUAGAAUCUCUUAUACGAUGCGACGCUUUUCCUAGUUUCCAGAGCGCUGUUGCUAAAAACAAUGGAAAACCAUUCGUUCCGAAACCAUUACUGUACCUGCUUGUGGGAAAUAUUAUUGCUUCUAUGUGUUUUGGAAAAAAAUAUGAAUAUGAUGACCCCGAACUUCUAAAGUUUAUGAGAGUCUUGAGAGAUAUACAUACAUCAAUUGGGAAUGGUCUAGUAGCUGACUAUGUCCCCCUGUUCCGUUAUAUACCCACUCCCGGUCACAUUGCAGUUAAGAAACAUUUGAAAGAAUGGUUAAAGAUAAUUCAACAUCAGAUUAAUGAACAUAAAGACAAAUUUGGAAAAGCUAAUAAAGAAGUGAAAAGUCUCAUCGAUGACAUCUUAACAAUUCAGCGUACAGCAGAGUUGGCUGGAGAAGACCAGGCCGAGCAACUUACAGACGUCAAUCUACGCCAGACUGUGUCUGAUAUAUUCGGAGGGGGACUAGAAACCACGAUCAACACCUUAGAUUGGGCUGUUGCUUACCUAACGUAUUACCCUGACGUGCAGUCCAAGGUACAAAGAGAAAUCGAUGACGUCAUUGGUGAUGGUCGUCUGCCGCUGUUAUCUGAUAAAGGAAAACUACCGUACUGUGAAGCCGUUAUACAUGAGGUCAUGCGAAUAAGAACAAUUGUUCCCUUUGCCUUACCUCAUACUACUACUGUGGAUACGUCUGUAGGUGGGUACGCAAUACCGAAGGACACAUGGAUUUGGUGUAACGUGUGGAAUGUCCAUAUGAAUGAGAAACAUUGGGAAGAACCAGAAAAGUUUCGUCCAGAACGAUUCUUAGAUGCAGAUGGAGAAUUAUUGCCUCAUUCAGACAGUUUUAUGCCCUUUUCAGCUGGACGCAGAGUGUGUAUGGGAGAAGCAUUGGCUAAGAAUGAGCUGUUUCUGCUAUUCGUGAGUGUGUUCCAACACUACACAUUUAAGGUACCAGCCGACGGCGAGAAGCCGUGUUUGAAGUCGCAUUGCGUUGGACUUGGUCCGAUUGUAAGUGUCUGUCCAUACGAGGUUAUUUCCGUUGAGAGAAUGAAAUGAAACAACCAAUGUGUCAACGAUUUCAGAAAAAUACACUGAACUUUAGCACCAAGAAAUCACCUACUAACAUUGCGA